AUGGACUCCUAUAACCCGUCCUUCUUUAAUCAGACCAGUGCUCACCAGCAGUUCGGCACCUCGCCCGCCCACGCCCAGCCCGCCCACGGCCCGCCGCCCCCGCAGUUUGCACAGGGCAUCCAGCCGCCUCACCACCCGGCCUUCAGCAAUGGCGCCGCUGCAGCGGGCGGCGGUGGCUUCCCGCUGGCCUCGAGCAUGGGCAUGGGUAGCGCCCAAGCCAGCGCCGGUGGGGUCAUGAUGCAGCCAGGCGCGAUGCAGCAGCAGUCGCCGCGAGUCCCGCAGAGUCCCUUCACCACCGCGUCCUUCUCCACCCCCAUCCAAGCUCCCUUCCAGUCCUUCAACUCGCCCUCCCGCCACGUCUCGCCGUAUGCGGCCACUCCCACCAAGCAGCAGCAGUUCCCCUCGCAGUCGCUGCCGGACUCAUCCCAGCCCAUGGCCGCCCCGGUGAGCCUGCCGUCGCAUUCCGCUGCGCCCAAGCCGCAGCCCCAGGGCCCGCCCGCGAAGCCCGCCAUCGGCGCCCCCGCCUCGCCGGGCCAGCUGCAGCGCGAGCGCGAGCAGAUCACCCUGCUGCUCGACAUCAACCGCGAGCUGCUCCAGGAGAUCCUGCGCCUGCAGGAACAGGGAAAGGGCGGCGUCAUGGGCAGCCAGCCCGACGCCAACAAAGACGGCGACGCGCCUAAGCAAGUGGCGUCCAAGGAGUACAUCGACUGCAUGCGCCGCUUGCAGGCCAAUUUGUCGUACCUUGCGACCUUUGCCGACCGCAACGCCAACCCGAGCAAGCCCGUGCCCCCCGGCCCCGCCAUAAUGACCGUGCCGCCCGCGCCACAGCCGCUGAACGAGAUGUAUACGAAGCUCCAGGGCCUCUUCCCCGGCUGGAAGGGCCAGCUGCUGAAGCCCGGCGGCGCCCCUGGUCAGGGCAGUCCCCAGAGACCAGGCAUGCCGCAGCAGCAGCAGCAGUCGCCGCAGCCUCCUUCCCAGGGCUGA
This is a messenger RNA of Lasiodiplodia theobromae, 984 nucleotides long. RefSeq lists its product as uncharacterized. Bases 1 to 984 code for a protein of 327 amino acids. NCBI's taxonomy places the organism in Eukaryota, Fungi, Ascomycota, Dothideomycetes, Botryosphaeriales, Botryosphaeriaceae. The record is from RefSeq and is a predicted model, not a curated record. The transcript has 3 exons.